Messenger RNA from Danio aesculapii, 1841 nucleotides. RefSeq names its product gamma-aminobutyric acid type A receptor subunit alpha2a (gene gabra2a). The record is from RefSeq and is a predicted model, not a curated record. Bases 251 to 1606 code for a protein of 451 amino acids. Gene Ontology annotation, molecular function: GABA-gated chloride ion channel activity; transmitter-gated monoatomic ion channel activity involved in regulation of postsynaptic membrane potential; inhibitory extracellular ligand-gated monoatomic ion channel activity. The transcript is spliced from 10 exons. Gene Ontology annotation, biological process: monoatomic ion transmembrane transport; signal transduction; gamma-aminobutyric acid signaling pathway. Gene Ontology annotation, cellular component: synapse; postsynapse; GABA-A receptor complex. Lineage: Eukaryota; Metazoa; Chordata; Actinopteri; Cypriniformes; Danionidae.
GGAUUGUGUCUCUUGCCGAUCAGGGGACGCCUGUGGAUCUUGUUUCCGUGAAUAUUGACAAAAAUAAAGCGUAUUUCACGUAUCUGCUCACUCACCGUAUCAGUCUGUAUGCAUUUGCGCGCGCACUGGGAGUUUCCGUCAAUCUACGGAUGAGACACCGUUGGAAGUCAGAGCUUCAGGGGCACAACUUUUCUGAUUCAUUCGUCUCAGAGGACCGGCAAUUUUAGUAAAACGAAGGAAAAACACGACAAUGAUUCUGCGACGGGGUCAUUCACAUGGAUUUCUAAUCCACCUGUUUCUGCUGGUUUUAUGGCGUGCAUGUUCUGAGACAGAAGUAUCCGGCUCAGAUGCUUUCAAAAACAACAUUACCCUCUUCACACGGAUCUUGGACCGGCUUCUGGAUGGCUACGACAACAGGCUGAGACCUGGUCUCGGAGAUCGAGUGACAGAGGUUAAGACUGAUAUAUAUGUGACCAGUUUUGGGCCAGUGUCCGAUACAGACAUGGAAUACACAGUGGAUGUGUUUUUCCGACAGCGAUGGACGGACGAGAGGCUCAAGUUUCAUGGGCCAAUGAACAUCCUGCGUCUCAACAACCUCAUGGCCAGUAAAAUCUGGACUCCAGACACUUUCUUUCAUAACGGCAAGAAAUCUGUGGCCCACAACAUGACCAUGCCAAACAAACUCCUGCGCAUCAUGGAGAAUGGCACCUUACUCUACACCAUGAGGUUGACUGUUCAAGCUGAAUGCCCAAUGCAUCUUGAGGACUUUCCAAUGGAUUUCCAUUCAUGUCCACUUAAAUUUGGAAGCUAUGCAUACACCCUGACAGAAGUGACGUACGUUUGGACACGUAAUGCCACCCUGUCAGUGGAAGUGGCUCCAGAUGGAUCUAGACUAAACCAGUACGACCUGAUGGGACAAACAGUUGGCAAAGAAACCAUCAAGUCCAGCACUGGUGAAUAUACAGUAAUGACUGCCCAUUUCCAUCUGAAGCGGAAGAUCGGAUACUUUGUGAUCCAAACGUACCUGCCUUGCAUUAUGACCGUCAUCUUAUCUCAAGUCUCUUUUUGGCUCAACAGAGAGUCAGUUCCGGCACGCACAGUUUUUGGUGUGACUACAGUGCUAACCAUGACCACUCUGAGUAUCAGUGCGCGAAACUCUUUACCGAAGGUGGCCUAUGCUACAGCCAUGGACUGGUUUAUCGCAGUGUGCUACGCCUUUGUUUUCUCUGCUCUCAUUGAGUUUGCAACAGUGAACUACUUCACCAAGCGCGGCUGGGCCUGGGACGGCAAGAGCAUUGUGAAUGAUAAGAAAAAAGAGACGUCUGUUAUGAAAAAGAACAAUGCAUAUGCAGUCGCUGUGGCAAACUAUGCACCCCACAUUGCGAAGGACUCGGCUUUGCCCACUGUCUCUAAAAGCGCUACACCAGAGCCCAGUAAAGCACAACCGGUGGCUAAAGAAACAAAGAAGACCUUCAACAGCGUCAGCAAGAUCGACCGUAUGUCCCGCAUUAUCUUUCCAGUGCUAUUUGGCAGCUUUAACUUGGUUUAUUGGGCAACGUAUCUUAACAGAGAACCUGUAAUUAAGAACAUGGUGCCCUCCCCGUGAGCCAUUAGCUAUUGCGAAAUACAAUCAAUCACAGUAUAAUACAUGCAAAACGGGAUACAUGAUAUGUAUGAAAAUCCAAAAACCAAAAUUUUGUACAAAUUCCUCAGUGUACUUCUGAUAUUUCUGUAUCGCAGCAUUCUGAAGUGAUUGCUCUGUGCAGCCUCCUUAAAAUCUUGCCACUGCCAGGACAAUUUAGCAUAAUUUAACUGGACAAAUCAACUUUUUUUCACAGCUU